Messenger RNA from Chlamydomonas reinhardtii, 1959 nucleotides. RefSeq lists its product as uncharacterized. Lineage: Eukaryota; Viridiplantae; Chlorophyta; Chlorophyceae; Chlamydomonadales; Chlamydomonadaceae. The record is from RefSeq and is a predicted model, not a curated record. The transcript has 8 exons. Bases 350 to 1486 code for a protein of 378 amino acids.
UACCACAUCACGAGAGCUGCGGCACCAGUCAGGCCACGGGAGCCCACUUGCACGCAAGCGAGAGUCUUUUGCCCGCCGAGGUCCUGGCGCAUAUUGCAUGCUACACGGCUCGCUAUAACUCACAAGUCCCUAACCGACGUGAACUAUCGUGUGCUCGUCUGCAAAUGGAGCCCGAGAUGCCUGCAAUCCUCCCGAAUUUGCCGAACUCUGUGCUCACUUCAAUCUUCAACAAAAUUAUAAGGAUAUCCAAUCCCGGCCAGCUCGUCAAGCUUUCGCUGGCAUGUCGCAGCCUGCGUGAAGCGGUCGUUCGCGCCGAGGGGCUGUGGGAGCGGCUCUGUGUCAAGCAAGGAUGGAGCCAACGCCAGCGCCUGCCUCGGCCGCUGCCGCCGCUCGAGUUACCACCGCCCCUGCCGCCACGCCAGCGGCGCAGAGCCUGCCCCUGUCCCUGUCGGACCUGGACCUGCACUGGUACCUGUACUAUGCCCGACGCAUGAUGCUGCGGCGCGACGUGCGGCGCCUGUUCAAGCUGUACGAGCGCUUCAUGUCGCGGCCUGGCAGCAUGGCGCUGUGCCCGGGGGCGUCGCCGGAGGAUUUGGCCGCGGCGGAGCAGGCGCUGGGGCUGGCGGGCGGUGCCGGCAGCGCCGGAGGCGGCAGUGGCGGCAGUGGCGGCGGUGGCGGCGGUGGCGGCGGUGGCGGCGGUGGCGGCGGUGGCGGCGGUGGCGGCGGUGGCGGCGGUGGCGGCGGUGGCGGAGGCGGGCUGCCUGCCGAGGUGUGGGAGCUGUACCGGCACCGCAGCGGCCAGGCGCCGGGGGCGUUCGUGACGUUCGUGGACGACAUGCGGCUACUGGGCCUCCACGAGCUGGCCGUGGAGGCGGCGCCGGGGCUGCCGGAGCUGCAGCAGCGGCUGGCGGCACUGGGCAGGCAGCACAGCCCGCAGCCGCAGCGCCCGGCACUGCCCGCAGCCGCAGCCGCAGCCUCCACCGCCGGCCCGGCGGCAGCCGGAGGGGAAGCAGCUGCCUCCACCGCCGCUGCAGCAGCAGCAGCAGUAUCAGAAUCGGCCUCAGCAGUAGCGCCAGCUGCACCCGCACGCACGCGGCCCGGCGGCGACUCGCAAGGGGCGCAGCAGCCAGAGCCGCAUGCGGCGCCAGCAGCCGGGGGCGGCACGGCCGGUGGCCCAGGCGGCCCGGUGCAGCCCACAGGCCUCGUGCCCGGGAGUGACACCUACGGCAGUGGCAGCGGCAGCGGCAGUGGCACCGCCGGCGGUGUGGUUUCGCCGGCAGGCGGCGGCGGGGCGCUGCUGGCAGGGGGCCGCCCGCAGCUUGACCCGCUGUCAGAUGAGCGGGUGGUGGCCAUCGCCGCCAACGCCAGCGGCUCGCGGCGCUUCCUGGUGGCGGUGGGCACAGGCCACGUCUACAUCGCCCGAGGCCUGUCGCUCGUCUUCUACGCGCCCGGCGUGGCGGCGCUGCUGCAGAAGCUGCUGACCUAGGGCCGGCGGGUGCGCACCAGUGGCGGGGUGUGAGGCGGGCGGCGCCGGCAGGUGUGUCGACACGGCGGCGGGGCGACACAGCGUGCCGCCGCGAGCCCCACGGGAGAGCACACGCACUGUGCAGCAUAGCAGCGGAGGAGCGUAGCCUAUGCCAGGCUACCUAGCGGCCUGUUCAGGUCUGGAUUGCGUGCGGGUGGGGCGCAGCGCCUGGGCGAAGGGAGGCUGAGGCCCCCGGUUAUCCCCGAGACCCGAGAACAUGUAAACACCGCGGACGACAAUCAAGAGGCAGGCUGAUGUGAUGGUAACGUAACGGAUUUGUUAGGUCAGGGGCAGAGAAGUUGUUACCAGGUUAAGAGUGUGUUGCCGGGGGCAUGUCGGCGAGCAAGGGUGGAGUUGUCGGGACCCUUGAGGGGGAAAGUGCGGGAUUUGCUCAUGCGGCGUGCCAAGCCCAGGUCGUGUAACCGCCGCUUGCC